Metopolophium dirhodum (rose-grain aphid) is the source of this 1817-nucleotide messenger RNA. RefSeq names its product venom serine protease-like. The coding region runs from base 281 to 1624 and encodes 447 amino acids. Gene Ontology annotation, biological process: proteolysis. NCBI's taxonomy places the organism in Eukaryota, Metazoa, Arthropoda, Insecta, Hemiptera, Aphididae. The record is from RefSeq and is a predicted model, not a curated record. The transcript is spliced from 6 exons. Gene Ontology annotation, molecular function: serine-type endopeptidase activity.
CGCAUUGCCCAUAUAUUAUAAUACACCGAUAAUGAUUCAUUACGCGAUGUUAUAAUAUCGUUAAUCGCGUUGUCGGCCUCCUUGCAGCGGUUCGAUUCACUCGACAAUAUAACCGGUGGCGCAACAGAACUAUAAAGCGACUGAAAAACCGUCUGCUGUUCCACGGGUACGCAAACAACCACUAACCGCGACGACCGCUGCGUAAGACGAUACGACACGCGGACUUUCGCAAAAACACCUCAAUCGGACAACAAUUUUACAAAAUCAUAAUAUUAUUUCGAUGAUGCACCGCGGGACGACGGUCGGUGGCGACAAAUCGUCUUCGUCGUCGUUACUGUUGCGGCUGUCGACGACCGGCGCGUGGCUGUUGGUGUGGUGGUGCAGCACCGUCACGACUUGUGUCGCGGACUCGGGAGACUUCGACGACUAUCGUUUCGACGGUGGCCUCUGCGAGUUCUACCAGCUCAUCGAGCCCGGCAACAGGUCGUACUACUUGUAUUCGCCCGGUUACCCAGACCCGUACCUGGCCGACGACCAGGACCGGGAAUGCCGGUGGUUCGCUAAGACGCCUUCGCCCGCCGACCGGUUGGUGUUGGACUGCCACGAGUUUGAUUUGCCCGAGAGUUCUUUUUGUGAAUCGGACGCAUUGAUCGUAUCUCGAGUUGGCGACACAAACUUCACAGACGGCGUCAGGCACUGUGGACCCAGGUCAUUCACAGCUAUCAGCCGUACCAAUAAGAUGUACAUUAAGUUUGUGGCGAAACGUCAGAGCAGAAGUGGACGGUUCAUGUGCUCGGUGGGAGCGAAACGCGUGGAUUUUUGGAUCCCGGAGACCGUGACCAACCCACAGUUCUGCGAGUGUGGAGAGCAAGACCAGGGAGUGUUCGCCAACCCAAAAACAGCUGGCGUGAACGAGUACCCGUUAAUAGCAUCGCUGAUCGACGGGCAGACAGCCAACCUGUUUUGCGGCGCGGCGAUCAUAAGCAGGCACCACGCGCUGACUUCAGCCCGCUGUCUGACAAACGUCAAUCCAUUUCAAAUUGCCCUGUUGGUCGGCGACCACGAUAUGACCUCUAUAGGUAGCGAUGGCGAUCCAUCAUUAUUGGUCGUGGUCACCGAAAUUUAUGUACACCCGUUGUUCGAUCAGUCAUCCGUCACACACGACUUGGCCAUCGUUGAAACUCACGAAGUAAUUCCGUUUUCGUCUAAGGUAGGACCGGUGUGUUUGCCAUUCAAGCACGUUUACAACGAUUUCGUCGGUGAUACCAUCAGAGCCCUAGGCUGGGGGACUGUAAACUUUGACGAUCAUCCCGUGUCUGGCACACUCCAGAAAUCGCAUCUCAAGGUUGUGCCGACGUCACAAUGUGUCGAAAAGAAUAAAAAUGAGACCGACCGCAAUCAGUUGUGCGCACACUUCACCAAAGUCAAUUCUUAUUGUCAAGUGGAUUCGGGCGGCCCACUUCUGUGGUCCGACCCUUCUACCGGGAGAUUGAACAUUAUUGGUGUAGUUAGCAACAGGUUUGUCUGUGAUGAAUCGACGCCAUCCAUGCACACUAGACUGACGACAGUAAAAAACAUGAAUUGGAUUAAAGUGAUACUAACAGGACAAUAUUUCUGCAGUUGAUUACAUGCUGUUUCACCUGUACUCUGUAAGUGCACGCAAAAUUAAUUAGUAUAAAAAAAUAUUUUCAUAUUUUCCGAGAAGUGCGUAAUGAAAAUGUGAACCCUCCGGUACUAUAUUAAAAAUUCAAUAACUAAAAUUUUUGAUUUACCUACAUAAUGAAUACAAGUUGUUUUCUUUAAACUCAUGUCUUAAU